This is a messenger RNA of Entrophospora sp. SA101, 294 nucleotides long. The record is from the annotation of a GenBank genome assembly. Lineage: Eukaryota; Fungi; Glomeromycota; Glomeromycetes; Entrophosporales; Entrophosporaceae.
AUGGAAGUAGAUUGUUCAACUCCUGUUCCUCGUCGUAUUAAACGUAAAAUAAGUGAGUCAGGUAGCGAUAAUAAUGAAAGUGAAGAAUUCAAUUUUAAUAGAGCUUGUAAAAAAGUUUCUCAGCCUGUUACUACUAAAAAAAAAAGCUCUGUAAACACAAAAAGAUUUUAUGUUUUCAUGGAAAAUGAGGUAGAAGAACAUGAAAAAUUAGAACUUAUAGGUGAAGAUUCAUUCAAUGAAGGAUGUCCUCCCGACGCCUACUUUGUGUGUAAAGUCAUUCAGAGAUGCAUUUAA